GGAUGCUAAAGUCGCUAUUCAUGUACGUUGAAAACCAUUCGCUUGACUUAUAAGGCGCCCAUCUGUAUUGCGAUCAUUUUGGAGCAGCGAAAAAAAUGUUGCUGAGGGUGGGGUAGAUUAUUUUGUUGGAUCGCUGAUCGUUAUUCUUCGGUUCUUCAACUCUGCAUGUACAUACACGCGUCCGAUAUUACUCAAAUUGUGCGAUAGCGAUAUAUCGUAUUAUUAUUGUCGCGGCCAAGUUUGUGUUGUCUCGGUCUCGGAAAUCAGCGUAAAUUUAUCUUCUUGUUGCGAUUUUUCUUUAAUUCAACGAUAGUAAUGAUGGAUUUUGACAUUUCGGACAUCUCUAUCGCCGAUUUGUCUUUGGCCGACGUAGAUAUCGAGGUGGAGGACCCAGUAUGCUGCACGUGUACUGGGUCCUGCUUCUACGGAACGGGGAAAAGAAGUUGCCCCUGCAAGAGCGGGGGAAAAAUUGCACGAGAGUCUGCCGUUGUGGAGAGAAGCGGCCGUGUCGCAACAGGGCACCAGAUGUGUCUACCUCUGAAUCCAGUGACGAGGAAGCAAGUUCAGGUGCAACACAACCAGUCACCAAGUCCAGACGUCUUGAAACAGCAGAGGAUCAACACAAAGAGACGUUACAGAAAUUUGUGAGUGGUCUGGACACUGAUCAAAGAGGGGAUCUCCUUGUUUCACUGCUAGCAAGAUUUCCAGAGGCAUUUAUGGAUGCCAUGGCUGCCACCCAACCUGAACCUCCGCUACCCUUCGACGACCCAUCCUUGCCAGCUCCACCCUACUGCAGGUGUGGGAAAUGUCGACCAAUGCCAACAGAUGUUGAAAAUGUGUGCUGUGGUUUUGACAUCUGUGUGUCGACAACGCAAGCAUUUGCUGAUGCAGUUCUUAAUGGAAACGUCCUUGCUGCUGCAAUGCGUGCAGCAAACAAUGAAUUUCCCAGAGACAUAGCUCGUUCGAAUGAGUCUUAUCGGCACUAUGCGUAUAAGCAAUUCGUUCUUAUUCACCAUGGCCGUCUUGGUGCAGGAAUCCGGAGAGUUGUUCCAUCGUGUUCGGCACUGAGAAUUCGGCGUAGUUUCCCUGCACCGAAUAACAGAUACAAAGGAUUUGUUGAUGGAGUCCAAGACUAAGUGUCUUAUGUAAUCAUUGUGUUUGUGAGGUGAUGUACAUAUACAUUCUGCCUUCAAGUCAUCGCUCACCUAAUCAGACAAGUAACUUUGAACUUUCUUGCCUGUCUACUGGUUUUUAUUUGCCCCAAGCAAGCGGGUAGGUGGGUUUUUAGAACCCUGCCCCUUGGCUUUUAAAAUGAUUAGGAAUAAUUCUAAAAAUAUAACAAAAUGGAUAACAGUAGCAGCACCCUUAUUGGAAAUUUGAUAAAAAUGGUUAAUGGGGUAAUUUUAUGCCAAAUAGUUAGUAGUUGUAGACAAAGUGGGAUACGACCAUAUGAUAAGACUAAACGAAAAUUAGAGAUUUUCAGUGGUAUUCAGUCUUCAAAAAUCACAGCCUGUCAUGUUAUGUUGCAUAGAAUUUGUGAAAGUUAUUUUUCUAAUGCAAACAAAAUAGUUCAUGCAAAAUUAUGUAUAAAAAACAGACUUUAAUCUUGAAAAUUUAUACAUGAUAACAGUCUUCAUGAAUUAUAAUGAGUUAUAAUGCAUUUAGGCUAUUGUAUUGUUUUAUUAUCAUGUUACAUCAUUGGUUCACAUAAUCUGUAUUAUUGAUAUUUUGCAUCCUUUUUUAUUUCAUUCUUUUUAUGAGAAAUACAUGUGUAGUUAAUAUGAACUGUAAUUUUAUAUUAAGACUUUUGUGUAUCUUAGUGUUAAAUGAAAUAUGUACUCUUGCAAUUUCCUUGCAUAUAAUUUUUUAACAAACUGUGACUUCACCUUGCCUUUUUAUUGUUUAGACAUUUUCUAUUAGAUGUGGAGAUUUUUGUACUUUUGCAACCAGUUUCAAAUUAUAAUAUGCAUGUAGUAUGUUAUACAUGUAUGUGCAGGAUACGAUAGUAUGGUUAUUUAUGUCACCAAGACUGAUCAUAUCUCAAACAUGUGAUUUUUUUUUUUAUUGUACUAGAAAACCAGGCCAUUUAACAACAUCCUUGAUGAGUUGAUACCAAAGAAAUUAUCUUUUUUAUUGCAUUGUUAUAUUACUGUAUGUACAAAUGAUUACCUUUUUUAAUGCAUUAUGUCUUUUCAUCUGGCCCCCAUUUCAGGAAGUGUUCAACGUGAUAAACAGGGUCAGUUUUUUGCAUUCACAUUCCAUCGAGGUGUGAUUUAAUUCUGUGUUAUUGAACAGAUCUUGAUUGCAUAAAUUUGAAACGUGAUCGAUUUUGAAACGGGCAUCUGGGGGACAUACAUGUACUUUAUCAUGAAGACAUGAACAGGAUAUCGUUUGUAAAUUUCAUUGAAUAAUUUGCACACCGAAUCAGAUGCAAGUGAUUUUGAUAGCUAUUAACAUGUUGUUGAAUAUAACUUAUAAUGAUGUGGGUUGCUACAUUUAUCAACAAUUCACCUUGAAAUCUGUAAAGUAAUCUUGCCACUUUUGCAAUGGCUGUACUUUAAAAUCAUUUUUGUGCAUGAGGUUGACUGCCAAAGAACAAGAUAAAAAUGUAUCUAUAACGUGCAAUGUGUAUGUGCUAGCAGGAAGGACAAUGAUUUUGUCUAGAUUUAUACUACCCAUCAAUUUAUGAAAAACCUUUUUUUUCUUGCCCAUCAUCUGUGCUGAAAUUGUAAGACACCGGUGCUCAUUGACUCAAGAUUACCUCUUUUAUGAUAGUUUAUUCUAUACAUGUAAAUAAAAAAAUAUUGUACUUGCCAUACAGUUUGCAAUAUCUGUAUUCCUGAAGUGUUUUUCCGUUUUUUAUAUCGCAAAACAAUCCAGUGCCAGCAAUAAUCUAGUGUAUGUUUUUUUUUCUUUGUAAAUAAAGAUUCUAUCAAGUUUAUGUUUCAUAAAUUCAUGUUUCAUAGAUUUAUUGUUUGAUACGAGACUCAAGUUUAGUAUUUCAAUUUCCAGUUUGAUAUAAUGUCAGUAAUUUUAGCUAUGAUUUUUGCUCUGUCGGACUAGUGGAGUUUGUACACCAUCAUUUCACCAUCCCCGUAUACAUAUAUUUGUUUUGGUCCAUAUUAGAAAAUUUGCUUUCAAAAUUAAUCCAAACGGAGAUCCAGACCAAUAAGAAGAUUGCUUCAUCACAUCCAAAAGAAUUUGGAAGGUUAGAAAAAGAGUAUAAUUAAUGUACAUCAGUGGUGAUUGGUGAAUACAAACUGCUAAAAUCCUAGCCAAAAUUACUGAGUUGCAUGUUACAUACACACAGUGAGUUAGAAAAAAUCUUUACACCUCAAAAAGUGGCAAUUUAACCCUAAAAGGACGGGGGGGGGGAGGGAUGAUGACCACCCCCCUCAACGCUGUACCCAAUUUAUCUGAAAUGAAAAGAGACAGCACUGCAAAAAUUUCAUGACUUUCUUUCAGGUCUCGCGCAACUUUUGAGAGCAAUUUCAUAACAUACGGGUAUAGCAUCUCGAUGCCACAUGACUUUUUACAAGACAAUGUCAU
Molecule: messenger RNA, 3549 nt
Organism: Lytechinus variegatus (green sea urchin)
Lineage: Eukaryota; Metazoa; Echinodermata; Echinoidea; Temnopleuroida; Toxopneustidae
Product: P2X purinoceptor 7-like
Exons: 3
Coding region: 396-1136 (246 amino acids)
Source: RefSeq, a predicted model, not a curated record